This is a messenger RNA of Tremella mesenterica DSM 1558, 1587 nucleotides long. RefSeq lists its product as uncharacterized. The record is from RefSeq and is a predicted model, not a curated record. Gene Ontology annotation, cellular component: endoplasmic reticulum. Gene Ontology annotation, molecular function: ubiquitin binding. The coding region runs from base 1 to 1587 and encodes 528 amino acids. NCBI's taxonomy places the organism in Eukaryota, Fungi, Basidiomycota, Tremellomycetes, Tremellales, Tremellaceae. The transcript is spliced from 4 exons.
AUGUCUUAUACACCAGCUCAGCGCGAGUCGCUCGAACAACUAUGGGCUAUAACAGCUUCAGAUACAGGUCCUGCCAGAGAGAGGGAUGAGAGAUUACUUCGAGAGAGUGGUUGGGAUGUUCAACGCACUGUAGAUUUCAUCUUCUCAAUGGGAUCAACAACUUCAGGAAGACCUGCAGGUCCAUCUCGUCCACCACCUCCUUCCUUCGAACCUUUCGAGAUAGAUGAUAGGAUCACCAAUAUCAACAUACCCCGAGGUGCACGACGUCUUUCAGGUUCAAGAUCUCAAGGUGGGAGUGCAUCUACUCAAACCGGAUUGGGAUUAUGGGGUUUGAUCACUUGGCCAUUGACCACUUUGGCCAGUUUGGUAGGAGGAGUUUGGUAUUUCUUCAUCCGAACAUUCAUCCCUCUAUCAUUUCUCCCAAGACUACCUCGUUUCCUCCGUCCUCCAUCUUCCCGCUCUCGACCUUCGAAACCCGCCCCACAAGAUCCUAUCACUACCUCCCUAGCCUUCAUCAAAGAUCUCGAAACAUUGACAAGUUGCUCAGUCGCUUCGGGAACCUUACCCUCCUUCCGGACGAUAUCAUAUCGUGACUUUGUGACCGAGGUGCGGAUGCAAGGUAAAGUCGGUUUGGUCAUUCUCGUUUGUGAGGAACAUGAAGAUGAUGAAGAAUUCAAGAAAGAUGUUUUGUGCGAUGGGGAAUUGAUUAAGACUUUGAAGGAGAAUGGGAUCAUGGUGUGGGGAGCGGAUAUUCGAAGUAGGGAAGGUUAUCAAGUCGCUCAAACCCUACAAGCCACAACCUACCCUACUCUCACUUUCCUAUCCCUUCUUCCCGGAGGUCCUUCAUCAUCUGCACCAAGACUAUCCAUCCUCUCUACCCUCGCCGGUCCUCCAUCCACCAAUACAUCCGCCUCUUCCAUCAUCCAAGCACUAACCACCUCUAUCCUCCCUCGAGUCUCUGCUUUCCUCUCUCGUCGUCGAAGAGAACAUCUGGCUCUUGAAGAAGCCCGUCAUUUACGAGAAGAACAAGAUCGUAAUUUCCGUGAAGCCGAAAAACGUGAUCGUGAUCGUCUCUUAGCUCAACGACAAGCUCAAGAAACUGAACGUCUUAGGAUAGAACGUGAAGUUCGUUUAGAGAAAGAAGCUGAACAAGCCAAAGUUAAUCGGACAAUAUGGAGAAGAUACGCAAGAAAACAUCUUUUACCUACUUCUUCCGGUCCCAUACGAGUUGCUUUACGUACACCAUUAGGAGCGGAAAGACAUAUGCGUCAAUUUGAAACAUCAGAUUCGACGGAAGCUUUGUUUAUAUUUGCGGAAACUUUACUCAUACCUUCUGAUCAAAGAGAAGAGGAUGAUCCGGAUUCACCUCCGGAAGGGUUCAUACCACCUCAAGACUUUAGGAUCGUUACUAAUUAUCCUAGGAAAGAGGUUGAACGUACUUCGGUAGGAGGAAAGAUAGCAUGGGAAGCUGUGAAAGAAGCAGGAGGAGCUUUGUUUGCUGAAAAGAUUGAAGAGGGUCAUUGGGCUGAAGAAGAAUUGAAAGCUUUGAGAGGUGAGGAAAGUGAUGAAGAGGAAGCGGACGAUUGA